This is a messenger RNA of Musa acuminata AAA Group (dessert banana), 1507 nucleotides long. Its product is annotated as wall-associated receptor kinase 2-like. Bases 1 to 1386 code for a protein of 461 amino acids. Gene Ontology annotation, molecular function: calcium ion binding; polysaccharide binding. Lineage: Eukaryota; Viridiplantae; Streptophyta; Magnoliopsida; Zingiberales; Musaceae. The record is from RefSeq and is a predicted model, not a curated record. The transcript has 4 exons.
AUGAGGGAGGGGGUUGCUGCUGUAGAUUGCUGCAGCAGAUUGGGCAAUCUACAACAGGGCCCAAAGCUGUCGGCAGCUACUGUGGAUUGCUGCUUGCUGCAGCAGAUUAUAGAGGUUGUAGUUCACUGGAAGAUGGCCGCGAAAAUUGCAGCGAUACUCAAGACUACGAGCAGAAACUCAAAUGGAAGCUGUGUUGGUUUAUGGGCUCUUCCAGCUUCUGCUGCUUCUGCAGAGUCACAGCGAGACGGCUGUCCAACAACGUGCGGGAAUGUUGACAUCCCCUACCCAUUCGGCAUCGGCCCCAACUGCUUCAUGGAGGGCUUCGAGCUGUAUUGCAACAAGACUGAAGCUGGCAUCGAGAAACCUUUUGUGUUCAAUGUCGAGGUCAUCAACAUCUCGGUGCAGCUGGGCCAAGCACGCUUGCUCAGUCCAGUAUCGUCGCAGUGUUACAAUACAAACACCAAUUCGAGUGACUAUUACGUAUGGAGAAUGAAUUUUUAUGACACCCCAUACAGAUUUUCCGAUGUCCACAACAAGUUCACUAUCAUUGGCUGCAACACCCUUGCCUACAUAGGAAGCCCUCGAGACAACAACAGCUACGAGAGUGGUUGUGUGUCUGUGUGCCACAAUGAGGACAGCCUGGUUGAUGAUUCGUGCUCCGGCAUCGGCUGCUGCCAAACCUCCAUCCCGGAGAACCUCACACACUACAAUAUCCAGUUCGAUGCAAACUUCGACAGCUCAAGCAUCUGGGAGUUCAGCCCUUGCAGCUAUGCCAUACUGCUGGAGGCCAGUUGGUUCAAGUUCCACGAGACUUACAUCACCACCAACCAAUUGCGGAACAAGACAGAUGGCUGGGCACCGGUAGUGGUGGACUGGGCGAUCAGAAACGAGACAUGCGAGGUGGCAAUGCUCAACCAUAACUCUUACGCCUGCAUCAGUGCAAACAGUGUGUGCUUGAGCUCCACCAAUGGUCCUGGAUAUCUCUGUAAUUGUUCAAGUGGCUACCAAGGCAACCCCUAUAUCCACAAUGGAUGCCAAGACAUCGAUGAAUGUGACUAUAAUGAUAAAUAUCCUUGCCAUGGCAUCUGCACCAACACACCUGGUGGCUAUUACUGUUCCUGUCCGCAAGGCACACACGGCAAGGCUUCAAUUGCAGAGUGCACCCCAGACCAGAAACUUCCCUCAGCAGUGAAGGUGGUUAUAGGUACCUCCAGCAGUCUAGCCUUUCUAUUGUUAUGUAGCUUGUGCAUCUACAUGGUUUAUGAAAGAAGAAGAUUUACCAAGGUUAAAGAAGAUAUUUUAAAGAAUAUGGAGGCUGGCUAUUGCUGGAAGAGAUCAAGGGAAAACAAGGCGUUGCAUUCAAGAUAUUCACAAACCAAGAACUAGAACAGGCGUUGAUUCUAUUUAUAACUGCAAACUGUGUUCUGCAACUUUACGAACGAGUUUCAACAUUUAGACGUAAAACUGCAUUUAGAUGUAAAUCAGCUUUCCUCGCACAAUCAUCAGA